CUUUUCGAGAUCGGGAUUCUGAUAAUUCCUCAUGUAAACUUUGGACUGGACAUUCUCGUGAUUCUGAACCGGCCGGCGAGAACUAAAUAUUAGUAUGGCUGAUGACGAGACCUUAAGAAACGGGGUGCGUAUGAACCUAGAUGCCUGGCUGGAAAGGCUGCGAUGUGGAGGAAAUAUCGAAAGACAGCAAUUCUUCAAAAAGAAAUUCUUGGAGAGGCUCCGGACGUCAGCUGUUGCCAUAGAAACUGAAAAAGCAAAUGAACAGCACUAUGAGGUUCCAACAGAAUUCUUUCAAACAGUACUUGGACCUAGAUUGAAAUACAGUGGUAGUAUUUGGAAUGAAAACACUGGUGAUUUAGCAGAUGCUGAGAACGUGACGUUGAAAAUGUAUUGUGAGCGUGCGAAAAUUGAGGAUGGACAAACUGUUCUUGAUCUGGGAUGCGGCUGGGGCUCAUUUGGUUUGUACGUUUUACAACAUUACCCAAGAUGUCAUGUGACCUGUGUUUCCAAUUCGAACACCCAGAGACAGUACAUAGAAAGCCAGGGGUUAAAGCUGGGCGUGUCGGACAGACUGCAAUGUAUCACCGCGGACGCCAACGACUUCUCUACAUCAAAACGAUUCGACAGGAUUGUCUCGAUAGAAAUGUUUGAGCACAUGAAGAACUACUCCAUCCUGUUCCAGCGGGUGUCUUCCUGGUUAAAGCCGGCAGGGAGAUUGUUUAUUCAGGUGUUGUGCCACAGAUACUUCCCCUAUGCUUUUGACACUAAGCCUGGCUCAGACACAGAAUGGAUGGCGAAAAACUUCUUCACCGGGGGUACAAUGCCUUCUGUAGAUCUCUUCCACUACUUUCAGAGAGAUGUUUUACUAGUAGGUGAAUGGCUUGUAAAUGGUGGAAAUUACAGCAAGACGCUGGAGGCGUGGCUAGUUGCCAUGGAUACGAACAAAGACAAAGUGAAGAGGAUAUUCCAGCAGACGUACGGGCAGGACGCGGACAAACAGAUUUUUAACUGGAGGCUGUUUUUUAUUUUCUGUUCCGAGGUGUUUGGUUACAGUGGGGGAAAUGAAUGGCAUAUUGCUCAGUAUCUGUUCCAAAAGCAGCUCAACAGUGCCUUAUAGAAACCGUGUGUCACAUAUCAUUAUGAACUGGUCAGACUAUUUGAUUGUGAUUAACAGUGCUUUAUAGAGGCUGUGUAUAACAUAUACUUAAUAUGAACUGGUCAGACUAUUUGAUUGUGAUGAACAGUGCUUUAUAGAGGCUGUGUAUAACAUAUACUUAAUAUGAACUGGUCAGACUGUUUGAUUGUGAUGAACAGUGCUUUAUAGAGGCUGUGUAUAACAUAUACUUAAUAUGAACUGGUCAGCAUGUUUUACUGUGAUUAACAAACAGUGCCUUACAGAGACUGUGUAUAACAAUUAUGAACUGGUCAGUAUGUUUAAUGUCCUCAGCAGCGCCUUAUAGAAACUGUAUGACAUAUCAUUAAUAUUAUGAACUGUAAAGAACUUAUUUCUGGUCAGCAUGAUUUAUUGUUGGUAUUGACAAUGAAAGGUUAUCAGUUUUCUUUUUUAAACUGUUAUAUUUAUGGUAUGUAUGAAAUAUAUUACAAAAACAUUGAAA
Ostrea edulis (European flat oyster) is the source of this 1616-nucleotide messenger RNA. RefSeq lists its product as uncharacterized. Bases 95 to 1117 code for a protein of 340 amino acids. The transcript is spliced from 7 exons. The record is from RefSeq and is a predicted model, not a curated record. NCBI's taxonomy places the organism in Eukaryota, Metazoa, Mollusca, Bivalvia, Ostreida, Ostreidae.